AUUUAUUUGGGGGAGUGAGAGGGGAGGAGAGGUAGAGGAAGCAGCAGCAGCGUGCUCCCCUCCCCAGGCCCCUUCCCUGCCUUUUCUCUCUUGCCCUUACCAUCUUCUGCCCUGUGUGUUUCGGCCACUGCCUCUCCCCCCAGCUCCUGCUGACUAGAGUGUGAACUCUACGAGGGCACAGAGGUUUUCUUUUUUCUCCCAGCUGCCUUGCACGGAGCAAGUGCUCAAUAAAUAAGUGAUUGGCUAGAUCAGGCUUAUUACACAAUCUAGAAAAGGGUGAAGUCACCUCCAAAACACUACCUUAAAUCCACCCCAACACGGGACACAGGUUCCCAGUAUCUAGAAAGCCCCGGGUCACCAGAUUAUGUCACAAUCAGUGAUGUCAUCAUUGGGGAAAUUCCCAAGUUGCUGUCUGAUAAUAAGCCUUUCAGGCCUUGACCCCAGUGGGAUCGAGGAACUUUCUGAGAGCAAGAUGGCUCUUGAUAGCAUGUGGGCUCCACAGGCAGGAAUCAUCGGGGAUGGGCCUGCCAAGAGAGGCGGCGAACAGGCCCCCCUACAGGCCCACGUCCUCCAGACGGCCUCCCUAAAGGACGGCCCGGCAAAGCGGGCAGUGUGGGUCCGCUGCAACCGUUCGGAGCCAGAAGAACCUACUAAAUCAACGACGGUCAGGGAGAAGCCCAGGUUAGAGGUGACCAAAGCAGUGGUCGUGGACCUUGGCACUGGCUACUGCAAAUGUGGCUUCGCCGGGCUGCCAAAGCCCACCCACAACAUCUCCUCGACGGUGGGCAAGCCCUACAUGGAGACGGCCAAAACCGGGGACAAUCGCAAGGAGACGUUUGUGGGGAAGGAGCUCAUCAACCCAGAGGUUCGCCUCAAGCUAGUUAACCCUUUGCGGCAUGGCAUCAUCGUGGACUGGGAUACGGUGCAGGAUAUCUGGGAACAUCUCUUCCACAAGGAGAUGAAGAUCUCCCCAGAGGAGCACGCGGUCUUGGUCUCAGACCCACCCCUGAGCCCGCACACCAACAGAGAGAAGUACGCCGAGAUGCUGUUUGAAACCUUCAGCACCCCCGCCAUGCACAUCGCCUACCAAUCCCGCCUGUCCAUGUACUCCUACGGAAGGACGUCCGGCCUGGUGGUGGAGGUUGGCCACGGCGUGUCCUACGUGGUCCCCAUCUACGAGGGUUAUCCUCUGCCCAGCAUCACCGGACGGCUGGACUACGCGGGCUCUGACCUGACAGCCUACUUGAUGGGCCUGAUGAAUAACUUGGGGAAACACUUCACCGAGGACCAGCUAAGCAUUGUGGAGGACAUCAAGAAGAAAUGCUGCUUUGUGGCCCUGGACCCCAUCGAAGAGAAGAAAGUCCCAGCCACUGUGCACACGAUCCAGUACACUCUGCCUGACGGGAAGGAGAUAAGCCUGUGCCAGGAGAGGUUUCUCUGCUCGGAAAUGUUCUUUAAGCCUUCUCUUAUCAAGUCCAUGCAGCUGGGCCUCCACACCCAGACAGUGUCCUGCCUUAACAAGUGUGACAUUGCCCUCAAACGGGAUCUCAUGGGGAACAUCCUGCUGUGCGGGGGCAGCACUAUGCUCAGCGGUUUCCCUAACCGCCUGCAGAAGGAGCUGAGCAGCAUGUGUCCCAAUGACAACCCCCAGGUAAACGUGUUGCCCGAGAGAGACACUGCAGUGUGGACGGGCGGCUCCAUCCUGGCGUCACUUCAGGGCUUCCAACCACUGUGGGUCCACCGCUUUGAGUAUGAGGAACAUGGGCCUUUCUUCCUCUACAGAAGGUGCUUCUGAACUCUGAAGAAGCAUGGUUGCCGUGCGUCGGCUUUGCUGGGCGAGCACCCACCCUACACAUACGGAGCUGAGCCCACGUCUGCUCCUGCAGUAUUAAACGAGCCUUGUGUUCCCUCCAUA
Molecule: messenger RNA, 1915 nt
Organism: Canis lupus familiaris (dog)
Lineage: Eukaryota; Metazoa; Chordata; Mammalia; Carnivora; Canidae
Gene: ACTL7A
Product: actin like 7A
Exons: 1
Coding region: 365-1795 (476 amino acids)
Cellular component (GO): cytoplasm; nucleus
Source: RefSeq, a predicted model, not a curated record